Molecule: messenger RNA, 2008 nt
Organism: Darwinula stevensoni
Lineage: Eukaryota; Metazoa; Arthropoda; Ostracoda; Podocopida; Darwinulidae
Source: the annotation of a GenBank genome assembly
UCUUUUCAUAUUGACAGGUUAAAAGUAAGAAGGGAUGCAUCAGGCAGCACUGUUGUCAAGAGGUGAGCAAAGGGCUGCUCUUGAGGAUUUCAUGCAGACAGAACUCCUCAGUGAAAACCAACGGGACCUCUAUCAAUUUGCAUUGGAUGCUGACAUCAUCAUUCACCCUGUUGGAUUCAGAUUGAUCUUGGGACUACUUGCACUGGAUGUGAAACCAGAAGAUAUCUGUCAUGUACUGGAGGAUGUCCUGUGUCCUGCUACCUCCACUCUGUUGUGAGUGCUGAACAUCCCAUUUCUGACUACCCCUUCAACCUCUCAAUGCAAGAUCAGAUUGAACCCUCACCUUCAGAUGAACAUCAUGACAAAGAGAGAACUUCACACUGGUAUGAGUGCUUGCUGCAUGGUGACAGGGCACUCCCUCCUGAGGCAACACGAUGGGAGCGUCUGUGUUACAACUUACUCUGCUCACCUGGAAUCAAUCUGGGUCGUGUGUAUACCCUUUUCUUGGCCUGUCCACUAGUUUGGUUGGCUGCAUAUGGUCUUGCUGGUCAUGAGAUGCUUCUCAAUGGGAAUCUCUUCAAGCUUUACAUCCUGUUCUUCACUUGUCUCCUUGCUGGUUGGCUCACAGAGUUUACCAGUCUUCCAGGACUCCUUGGAAUGUUAGUUGCUGGUGUGAUCUUGGGUAACCUGGAGCGUCACAGUGGCUGGAUGAAACACCCACUCCAGCAGGACUGGUCUGGGAAAACUCGUAGCCUUGCCUUGAUCGUUAUUCUCAUCCGUGCUGGGCUUGGACUGAAUCCUGAGCAUCUGCAGCGUUUGAGCCUGCUCGUGAUUCGAUUAGCAUUUGUUCCUUGCACCAUUGAGGCAAUCUCAGUUGCUUGUUUGUCGAAUCUCAUUCUUGGUCUCCCUUGGACAUGGGCUUUCAUGCUAGGCUUUGUAUUGGCUGCUGUCUCUCCUGCUGUUGUUGUUCCCUGCAUGCUUACCAUACAAAAACAGGGCUAUGGUGUCAACAAGGGUAUCCCAACACUGCUUCUUGCAGCAGCAUCCCUAGAUGAUGUUUUUGCCAUCUCUGCUUUUGUGGUCUUCCUUGGUAUCACCUUCUCUCAAGGUUCUAUUAUCAAAAAGAUCUUCAUGCCCUUUGUAGAAGUCUUUGUUGGACUUCUCUAUGGCAUUAUCCUUGGUUUAAUUUUCUGGUACAUCCCAAAUCACAAAAACAAGUUUGCCUUAGCAGAGAUUCGUUCUACAUUGUUGAUGAUUGGUGGCAUUUCAUCAUAUUUUGGAAGCAUCUUAAUUGAGAUGCAUGCAGCUGGUGCUUUGGGAGUACUAGCAUUAGCAUUUGUAGCUAGCAUUGGGUGGCGACGGCAGGGCUACUAUGAUGACAAUCCAGUCUCACUCAUCUUCAGCUACUUUUGGUUCAUCUUCCAACCUCUCCUCUUUGGUCUCAUUGGGACCGAGAUUGACUUCAGUCAAGUCAAACUUGCCACUGUUGGCUAUGGCCUUAUAGUCCUCUUUAGUGGUCUCUUUUUCCGGUGUUGUGGUGCUUUUCUUGCUGUUUCAGGUGGUUACUUCAAUCUAAAAGAAAAGGUGUUCACAGCAAUUGCAUGGCUGCCCAAGGCCACAGUGCAAGCUGCUAUUGGCCCCACUGCUCUUGACAUUUCUGAGGCCAUGCACGAUCAAGAUCCCCAGCACAUUGAAUGGGGUCGUGAUAUCCUCACAAUUGCUGUUAUGGCCAUCCUGAUUGCAGCUCCUCUUGGGGGGAUUUUCAUUGGAUGCUGUACCUCCAAAUUACUUGAGAAGUCUGAAGACAUACCAGCAGCAGAGACUCUCAAGACUACAUCUCACUCAUUGGAUGAUGCUUCUCAUAUCUUAGACAGGUCCCCAUCAGCACCUCCCAUUCAUCCAUCUGACACAGCUAUCACUAUCCUUGAUCAGUCUUGAAAUGAAGAUGAUGUGGGAGGAUGAAGGUCAUUGUCACAGUUAUGCUUUUAUAAUAAAGAAUUUCUCUUCA